AUGAAAUGGGAUAUGAGGGAAACAUGCAUUAGUGAAGAUGAGGAAGCAGAUGGAGGUUCAGAUGGUUUUGUCAGUGCACAUGAAUCUGAUAAUGAUGGAAAUGAUGUUGGUCCCUUUAGGGUGAAGGGUAAGAAGAGGUUUACUGACUGGGUGGAGUUUAAUGAGAAAACUUAUAUGAAGAAUCCAAGGUUCUGUCUUGGAAUGGUGUUCCCAAAUGCAGAAGUGUUCAAGCAUGUAGUUAGGAAGCAUGCCGUGGUGACCAAGAAAGAGUUGAGAUUUCCUAGGAAUACAAAACAUCAGGUGUUGGUGAGAUGCAUGACUUCCCCAGAUUGCCCUUACUGGAUGUAUGCUAGCAGUCCAUCAGCUGAUAAUCCCACCCUCCAAAUAAAAACAUUCAGACCAGAUCACACAUGCAGUUUAAUAGCAAAGAGAGUAUACCAUUGUCAUGCUCCAUUUUUGGCUGAAGAAUACAAAGAUGUGUUCCUUGCUGAUGAUAAAUGGACUAGAGAGGGUAUUCAGAGUGCUGUGAAUAGAGAUUUUGGUAUGGAGAUUGGCGAUCAAAUGGCAUAUAGAGCUAAGGCUAGGGCUGCUAAGAGAGCACAGGGUAGCCUUGAGGAACAAUACAAUCUCCUAGAGUCUUAUGCUCAUGAAUUGAAGAAAAGAAACCCUGGGACCAGUGUUUGGAUUCAAACUGAGCUUGACGGGGAUGUGGCACGUUUCAAGAGAAUCUACAUAUGCAUAGCAGCUUUGAAGGAAGGUUGGAUUACAGGACCUUCAUAG
Molecule: messenger RNA, 780 nt
Organism: Rosa rugosa (rugosa rose)
Lineage: Eukaryota; Viridiplantae; Streptophyta; Magnoliopsida; Rosales; Rosaceae
Exons: 1
Coding region: 1-780 (259 amino acids)
Source: RefSeq, a predicted model, not a curated record